AUGCCCCUCAACGCAGCAGUGAUCGGUUACGGCUUCUCCGCAAAAACAUUCCACAUCCCGUUUAUCCUGCAUAACCCGGGAUUUGUUCUGUACGCCAUCGUCCAGCGGGCCCCGAGGGAGGGAUACUCAGCGAUCACCGAUUUCCCAGACGCAAAGAUCUACAAUGACGCGUACGCUGUUAUCCAAAACGAGGACGUUGAUAUAGUCAUCAUCACUUCAACGAACGAUACGCAUUUCCCGUUGGCAAAGGCCGCUUUGGAGGGUGGGAAGCAUGUAAUCGUGGAGAAGCCAUUCACGAUAACAUACGCCGAGGCAAGCGAACUCGCGGAUCUAGCUGAGAAAACCGGUCUCCAGCUUGCUGUUUACCACAACAGACGCUGGGACUCCGACUUCCUAACCCUACGCUCCCUCCUAUCCCACCCCAGCAACCCCCUUGGCCAAAUAAUCCGCUUCAGAUCACACUUCGACUGCGCCCCGAACUCGCGAACGGCAGUUGAGUCGAGGAAAUGGCGGCUUGCGAGCGGGGUCCCGGGGGGCGGGAUGCUGUUUGAUCUGGGCAGUCAUCUACUUGACCAGGUGCUCGUGCUUUUCGGGAUGCCGAGGAGUGUGACGGCUUUUUUGUUUGAUGAGGCGCAUGGGCGGGAGGUUGGGGAGGAGGGGUUUGUGGAUGAUGGGUUUUUGAUUUUGUUGGGGUUUGAGGGGGCGAUGAAAGUCGAGCUCCAUUCGACGCAAUACGUUGUCAGCGACAGGCAGAAGCGGUUCGAGGUCCUAGGGACAAAGGGGCGGUGGGUUAAGUACGGGCUUGAUGUUCAGGAGGAGCAGCUGCAGAGGGGCAUCUAUCCUGGUUGUGAGGGGUACGGGGUUGGGGCGGCCGGAAAUGAGGGCACGCUUCAAGUAGUUGAUGGAAAGGGGAUAAAGACGGAGGAAUGGAGGGCGACGCCGGGAGGGUACCAGCACUUCUAUCAGAAUGUGCAUGAUGCGAUUGGCGGGAAAGAAGAGCUCGCGGUCAAAUCUCGAGAUGCGGCGCUUGUCAUGAAGAUGAUAGAACUGUGUCGACAGAGUGCCAUUGAGGGGAGGACUUUGCGAUUGGCAUAG
Messenger RNA from Aspergillus mulundensis, 1095 nucleotides. RefSeq lists its product as uncharacterized. The record is from RefSeq and is a predicted model, not a curated record. Gene Ontology annotation, molecular function: nucleotide binding. The coding region runs from base 1 to 1095 and encodes 364 amino acids. Lineage: Eukaryota; Fungi; Ascomycota; Eurotiomycetes; Eurotiales; Aspergillaceae. The transcript has 5 exons.